AUGAAAUAUAGCGAAGUUUUGAGAUUUUCUGAAGACCUUGUAGUAUUGGCUGAAAUAAUCUUCUAUAGUUGGGGUAUCACAAUUAUUAAGAGAUAGAGGAAACUUCCUCAUUAUUAGUAAUAUAUUUUCUUAGUUUUAUUCUUGGAAGUACAAUUUAAGGGAUUUCCUCAUUCCAACAUAGAUUUUCAAAUUUCACAAAAAUGAUGCUAUUUCAUAUAGGUUAUGCAAUUAAGGGAAUUUCAGUUUGGAGUUCUACACAAGAAAAUAUUUCUAUUUCCUUAAAUGUUCAUCUAAUAAUUCAAUUUCAUUUUUCAAAAGAACAAAGCAUAUAAUAGAAAAGCAUGUCAUAUUAUGCUUUUUUCUUAAUUUGCAUUAAUACAUUUAAUUAUCUCACGGUAACAACAGAUAGCUACUUUAUUUUUUCACUUGAUAUCAUUUUAGUAGUUUUAGAUGCCAAGCAUCUUUCCUUAAUUUUUGAUAAAAGAUGUGGGAGGCCAUAAUACCACUUGCCAAAUAGUACACUUAAUACUACAACUAAUUAAUAAAAACUAGGUUAAACAUUCUAAUUUGAAUUACCUUCAGUAAAAAGCCCAAAUGCACCGGCUAAUUAAUAUGAUCGAUUUUCAACCAAGAAACUAACAUUUAAUACAAAAAUGGAUAUUUUUGAAUGUACUAUAAAGUUGGAGGAUUAUUUUAAAAAAGAAUUUGAGAAUGAUCUCCAGAAAAGAGAUUUUAUUAUUCAAGAAGAAUUUUUUAAAUUAUCAUUGUUAUACAAAUAUAAUGAUAUUACACAUAAAAUAAGAAUAUCAGACUUUCUAUCAGAUUAUUAUGAAGAAUUAUCAAAUAUUUAUUAUUUUUCAAUAGAAGAUAAUGACACAUUUGAUUUUAGAGAUACAGUUUUACUUAUAGAAUAAGUUAAAAAUAGCGAAAGUGAAACACUUAUUUAGUUUUUGUUUUUAGAUGUUCCUUAAAAAUAUUAAAGAAAAUAAGGUAAAGUUAGAAAAUAAUUGUUUUUUGAUAUGUGCAAAUAAUUAUCACAUGAACUUGGAACUAGCUUAAAUUCUUUAAUGACAUUCAGUAAUUUAGCUUUUGAAGAUGAAAUAAUAUCUGAAUAGAUAAAAACAAUGUAUAUAUAUCCAAUUUUAAUAAAUUGUAUUUAAUUUAAUCUUAUUAUUAAUAAUGUCAGAGAUUUUACACAUUUAGGAUUAAAAAUAUUUUAACUUAAAUUAGAAGAGAUGAAAAUUAUUGAAACAGUUGAAUUUAUAAAUGCUUUAUUUGAGGAACCUCUUCAAAGCAAAGGUAUUUAAUUGUCAGUUUAAUAUAAUCUAAAAAAUAGAUUUUUAAUAACAGACAAAGAAAGAUUUGAGUAAAUUUAUUUUUAGUUAUUGUAAAAUGCAGUAAAAUUCACUUUAUCAGGAUAAAUUAGAGUUAAUAUAUAUAACAAUGCUGACCGAUUCAUUUUAUCAAUAGAAGAUACUGGAAUUGGUUUAAGUGAGGAAGAAGAAUUCAAUAUCAAUUUUCUUUUGGAUAAAGAUGAAUUUAUUAAAGUUUCUGAUAAUUCAGUUGGUUCUGGAAUUGGCUUAGUAAUAUCCAACAUGAUUGUAAAAUAAUUAAAUAGAGGAGUUCCUAUAAAAGUGAAAAGAUUAGUGAUAGGAACUUAAUUUUUUUUUGAGUUACCUAAUGAUAUUUAAGAAAAUUAUUUUUCUAAUUAAAAAGCAAUCUUAGAAUUUCCUUUAGGAAUAUAAUCUAUUAAAUUACUUUCAUAAAAUUCUUAUAUUGAAGGACCAUUAGGAUAAUAAUCUCAUAGCAUAUCUUAAAAUUUAUCUUCUCAAAAGAUUUCAUUCAAGAAAAAGAGAAAAGAAACAAAAUCUUUUUCUGUUGUUCAUCAUUUUGAAGAUGAAAUAGAAAGUGAAAUUUUGAGUGAGUCUCAUAAAAAUAAGAUUCAUUUUUUACCAUCUUUUCAAACUAGAUAAAAAAAAGAUAUGUUAGAGUAUUGUUUAUAAAGUGAAUGUUGUUCAAGAGCUUUAAUUGUUGAUGAUGAAUAUUACAAUAUAAGAUGUCUAAAAUUAAUUAUGUAAAAAUAUGGAGUAAAUUGUGAUCAUGCAUUUAAUGGUUAAGAUAGUAUUAAUUAAAUUAACUUGAAAAAGGAAAACCCAUGCAAACAUUGCAAUAAUUAGCAUUAUCUAUUAAUAUUUCUAGAUAUUAAUAUGCCUAUUAUGGAUGGAUUUCAGACUAUCAAAAUAAUAAAAACUUAAAUGUAAUCAGAAGAAAUCAAAAAGGUUUAUUGUAUUGCUACAACUGGAUUAUGUGAUCUACAAACAAAACAAAAAUGCUAUGAAAAUGGAAUGGAUUAUUUUAUGACCAAACCUCUAAAUUAAAGUUUGCUUAAAGAAAUUCUUUUCACAUUUUUUCCUACACUAGAAAUUAAAGUUAAGUCAAACUCUUCUAAAUGA
Molecule: messenger RNA, 2453 nt
Organism: Paramecium sonneborni
Lineage: Eukaryota; Ciliophora; Oligohymenophorea; Peniculida; Parameciidae
Source: the annotation of a GenBank genome assembly